Symbiodinium sp. CCMP2456 is the source of this 1014-nucleotide messenger RNA. NCBI's taxonomy places the organism in Eukaryota, Dinophyceae, Suessiales, Symbiodiniaceae. The record is from the annotation of a GenBank genome assembly.
AUGCUCCAUAGCUGGAACCAGGUACAACCCAAGUCGCUUCCCAGACCGGCCCCCAGUUUAGGGACGUCACGGAGCUUCUGCCAAGGCCGAAAAUUCGAAAACUUUUUAGGUUUGAAGCCGAUUGCGGCCUAUUUUCUGACAUCUGAAAGGAUCCCGUCACUGUAUCCAUGGCAGUUGGGAAGUCGACUUCGUUCCACUUCUCUGUACAACUGUGAGCUGGAAUUGAAUGCUGGCAUCACCGUUGCCUCCAGGGACACAAAACCAAUUCCUACACUCCUGCGCCGCUGGUUACUGAAGCCGCACCUAGGACUACGCUUAGCAAUUGUUGUCAGGACGUCACACGAAGCAGAAGGGUGCUUAGGGUGCACUGAUUUUUGCCAGGAGCUGCUUGCUAUUCCCAAGCUGCCGUCCGCUGCACUCCAGGUGAGAUGGGGCAGGGCCAACUACUUCAUCGCAAGUGCUCAUGACAGCGGUGAACUGAUAGUUUGGCGAGCGGACACCGGUGCAGAAGUCAAGCGCUUAAAGGCCCAUGAUGCGGGCAUUUCAAAGUUUGACUUCAACGACGAUCGCGAACUAAUGGCUACCGUCUCGCAUGACAUGAGCGUUUGCGUUUGGGACAUUGGCAAAGGCACCGAGUGGAGGAUGCUGUACAAGGCACAGACCGACCGGCCGCUGAACGCUGUGGCCCUGGGCCCACUGCCGCAGAAGGCUGCGCUGGGUGCCCCAGCCGAGCGCCCGGGGCGCGUUUGUGUGGUCGCGGCUGGCGGCCAGGACGUGCGGGACGUUGCUCGAAGCAGCAGCGCAACCGAGCAAUUUGGGACGCUGCUUUUCCGCCUCGGGGUCGCCGAGAAGCUGCCAUGCGAGCUGAAGGCCGAUGGCGUCACCAACAAAGGCCACUUUGGUCCGGUUCACACCUUGGCGUUUGCUGGUGACGGCUCCGCCAUAGCCUCUGGCUCUGAGGAUGGCUUUGUGCGUGUGCACAUUUUUGACAAAGAGGAGUUGGCAUCAGUCUGA